UUCGACUUUGGAAACCCUGUCAUUGUUUUAUCGAAACGAAAUCUCCGUUUCAGGACACUCUAAUCUGCAAAGAUGAAUCUAGCCCUGAACCGUAAAGUCGCGAAGGGCGGCUGUCAGUUGUUGGGCCUAAACAAGUACAGUAUUCACCAGUAUCUGAAGACCAUAGACACCAUUUUGUACGACGCUGAUGGCGUCCUUUGGCAGUACGAUAAGCCCAUUAGAGGAGCAGUUGAAACUUUUAAUGCCCUGAGAGCCAUGGGAAAAAAGUCAUACAUUUGCACCAACAACUCAUCCGAUUCGGCUUUCGCGGUUUGGAAGAAAGCCAAGUGUAUGGAUCUCCUGGUGGCAAAGGACGAAGUCUUGACUUCCGGUCAGGCUACGGCUCGGUACUUAAGCGAACAAAAAUUCAAACGCAAGGUGUACGCUAUCGGAGGCCAGGGAAUCGUGGACGAACUGAAGCUAGUUGGGAUUAGCUGCCUCCCAUUAGAUCCUCCAAACACAGACAGUGACUUUAUCAACAAAAUAGUUUUGGAUCGCGAUGUAGGUGCCGUUGUGGUGGGCAUGGACAAGGACUUUGACGCCCAAAAGAUCACCAAGGCCACAUGGUAUCUCCGGGAUCCGGAUGUCAUGUUUGUGGCCACCAAUCGGGAUCUGGCCUAUUCUGUGGCUCCUGGCCGGAUGAUUCCCGGUGCCGGUGUGAUGGUGGCAGCCAUACAGGCGGCCAGUCUGCGGGCUCCCUACACUUGCGGCAAACCAAAGCCGCAUCUUUGUUCCAACGUGAUACGGCAGGGACUCCUUCAGCCGGAACGUACCUUGAUGGUGGGCGAUACCAUGUCGACGGACAUCCAGCUUGGGUAUAAUUGCAGUUUUCAGACCCUUUUGGUAGGCACAGGAGUGAGCAGCUACAAAGACGUCCUAGCGGCUCAGGAAUCCUCUGAUCCUUUCAAGUAUCAAGAAGUCCCACAUAAGUUUGUUUCCAAAUUAUCCCAUUUGCUGCCUUUUUUAUGUUCCCGAAAUAGGUAGAAUAAU
Molecule: messenger RNA, 1029 nt
Organism: Drosophila bipectinata
Lineage: Eukaryota; Metazoa; Arthropoda; Insecta; Diptera; Drosophilidae
Product: glycerol-3-phosphate phosphatase
Molecular function (GO): phosphatase activity
Source: RefSeq, a predicted model, not a curated record